AUCCUCAUUCAUAGAAUACAAAGUCCCUCUUCUGCUUCUCCUCGCACAGAAUCAGCAAUCGAUGACGACCGGCUUGAGGAAAAACAGGAAGAAGCGCGGCCACGUGAGCGCGGGGCACGGCCGCAUCGGGAAGCAUCGCAAGCACCCUGGCGGUCGCGGAAACGCCGGCGGGAUGCACCACCACCGCAUCCUAUUCGACAAGUACCAUCCGGGGUAUUUCGGGAAAGUGGGGAUGCGCUAUUUCCACAAACUGCGCAACCAGUUCCACUGCCCCACCGUCAACGUCGACAAGCUCGUGUCUCUGAUCCCUCAGGAAAUCAGAGACAAGGCCUCCAAGGACAACGUGCCGUUGAUCGACGUCACGCAAUUCGGCUAUUUCAAGGUUCUCGGCAAGGGGAUGUUGCCGGAUAAUCUCCCUGUAGUCGUCAAGGCCAAGCUCAUCUCCAAAACGGCGGAGAAGAAGAUCAAGGAAGCCGGCGGCGCGGUGCUUCUCACUGCUUAAGGUUAUUGAUUCUAUUUCUGUUUUAUUGUUUCACUCUUUGAAAUGUUGGAAUUCAGUGGUUUAUGAUCGAGUUUUGGAAUUUUAGGGUUUUUGCAAUGGAUGUUUGAAUUGGUUUUCGUAAUGUUCUUCUUUAGUUUA
This is a messenger RNA of Salvia hispanica, 640 nucleotides long. The record is from RefSeq and is a predicted model, not a curated record. Lineage: Eukaryota; Viridiplantae; Streptophyta; Magnoliopsida; Lamiales; Lamiaceae.